AUGACAAAUCCAUCACCCGUCAUCCAAACUCAGUUCCCUAACCGCUCACCCCUCGUUCAUUCCCACUCGACCUUUUCAGACUCUUCCAACCCCAACGUCCCGGUCUUUGAUAAUACAGCUCUUGAUCCUGAUAUUCUGGCUCAAACGGAGGUCAUCAGGCGUGAAAGACUGGAGAGGCGACGGAGAAAGGCUGAGGCCGAGGCGGCUGCUGCUGCUGCUGCUACUGCUACUGCUGCCGGCGCUGCUUCGACUCCGGCGCUUCCAGAGCCUGAGGCGAAUAAAGAGGCGGCCAAAGUCCUGGUCGGGAACCUGAUCGGAGAAGACCAUGUCAACUAUGUGUUGAUGUACAAUAUGUUGACGGGCAUCCGGAUAGGCGUGUCUCGUUGUCAAGCCAAACCUGCACGGCCACUGACAGAUGACGACUACACUGCUCGGCAUAAAUUCUCAUUCGACAUCGUCGGAAACGAGUUGACCCCCUCAGCAAAGUACGACUUCAAGUUCAAGGAUUACGCGCCCUGGGUCUUCCGGGAUCUGCGAGACGAGCAUUUCCACCUCGAUCCAGCCGACUAUUUGCUUUCCCUCACUGCCAAAUAUAUUCUCUCCGAGCUAGGAUCCCCCGGUAAAUCUGGGUCCUUCUUCUACUUCUCCCGCGAUUAUCGAUUCAUUAUCAAGACCAUUUCACACUCUGAGCACAAAUUCCUUCGAUCCAUUCUCAAAGAUUACCACGAGCACGUCAAGAAUAACCCGCAUACCCUCUUGUCCCGCUUCUACGGUUUGCAUCGUGUCAAAUUGCCCAGGGGCCGAAAGAUCCACUUUGUGAUCAUGAACAAUCUCUUCCCGCCACACCGAGAUAUCCACGAGACUUAUGACCUCAAAGGGUCAGCGUAUGGUCGAGAAUACCCAGAAGAGAAGGCAAAAAUCAAUCCUCGGGCUGUCCUCAAGGAUAAAAACUGGGUAAAUCGAGGCCGCACGCUGGAGCUUGGCCCAGAGAAAAGGGCAUUGUUCUCGGAACAGCUGCGACGAGAUAUGGAGUUCCUAAAGCACGUUCAUGUCAUGGACUAUUCGCUCCUGGUAGGCAUCCACAAUAUGGAGCGAGGAAACCGGGACAAUCUGCGAGAAAAUUCUCUGCACGUCUUCCAUCCCGAGGUUCGACCUGUUCGUCGGAAACCAUCUGUCAAACCCCCUUCAGAAGCCUCCAAUAUGCGAAAAGCCGUCCGUCGAUCAGAUCCUAAGAUGCUCGACGUUUCUUCCCAAUUACCCGCCGAUGGUUCGGCUGAUCGAAGACAUUUCUUGUUUUACCAAGAUGAAGGCGGUCUUCGAGCGACCGAUGAAGCGAAUCAAGAUAUGGACGUGAUCUACUAUCUCGGUAUCAUCGACAUCUGCACACCUUACAAUAGUGUGAAGAAGCUCGAGCACUUCUGGAAGGCAAUGACGGAGGACAGAAAUACCAUCUCCUGUAUCGAUCCUUCAGCUUAUGGAAGGAGGUUCCUGAAUUUCCUGCUUUCAGUUAUGCGUAAUGGCGAUAUAAACCUUCGUCCAUCUGGCCUCCUGCCAUCGGACCCUAUAAUACCGGAACCGGCCGUUGGAACCGAGCAGAGAACUCCUCAGACUGUGGCAGCGUCGGGUCACGGGACGAUGCUCGGCGCGCAGAGCCCUACGAGUCCGUCAUCGAACGGGAUGGAUAGCGGCGUCCCGCGGCUCCAGCACGAAGGUGUGAUUCGCGAAUCUGAUCGGCAAGCGGAUAAUUUCUACUCGACCGGGUUUAGCCACGACAAUCCAUCCAUCAACGGAGUCAAUGGCACCAACGGAGCAAAUGGAGUCGACAGAGAUGCAUCGACCAAGCAGCCAGAUGGAUUCAAGGAUGCGUGGUCACACUCAACCCAGCAUCCUCAAAAUUCCAUCGUAGGACACCUCAAGGCAGAGUGA
This is a messenger RNA of Kockovaella imperatae, 1926 nucleotides long. RefSeq lists its product as hypothetical. The coding region runs from base 1 to 1926 and encodes 641 amino acids. Gene Ontology annotation, molecular function: phosphatidylinositol kinase activity. The record is from RefSeq and is a predicted model, not a curated record. Gene Ontology annotation, biological process: phosphatidylinositol metabolic process. NCBI's taxonomy places the organism in Eukaryota, Fungi, Basidiomycota, Tremellomycetes, Tremellales, Cuniculitremaceae. The transcript is spliced from 6 exons.